This is a messenger RNA of Monodelphis domestica (gray short-tailed opossum), 3014 nucleotides long. RefSeq names its product 3-hydroxyacyl-CoA dehydratase 3 (gene HACD3). Gene Ontology annotation, cellular component: endoplasmic reticulum membrane. Gene Ontology annotation, biological process: very long-chain fatty acid biosynthetic process; sphingolipid biosynthetic process; fatty acid elongation. The record is from RefSeq and is a predicted model, not a curated record. Gene Ontology annotation, molecular function: 3-hydroxyacyl-CoA dehydratase activity. NCBI's taxonomy places the organism in Eukaryota, Metazoa, Chordata, Mammalia, Didelphimorphia, Didelphidae.
CGGGAUGGUGAUGACCGCAUCGCGCAGCAUCACCUUCAGGGGAUACUUCCAACCAGGACCAGCUAUCGGGAGCGCGCCCGGCCUCCGGGAUGCAGGGAGUGCAUACAUACCGCUCACCCCACCUCUUCCAACCCUUCAGCCCUGUCCUGCUGCGCAGGCGCAGAACCCUGGGCGAAGGGGGUGGACCCGAGGCUCCAGGUCCCGGCGCGGCGGCGCGCGCACCCCCGAGCCUCGCUGCCAGUUCCUCCAGCUCCGCUGGCUUUCGAGCUGCUGUGGAGGACUAGACUUCCCAGCCGCUCCUGCCCGGCCCCUGCGCAGCCCGGCAGCGGCCAUGCAGAACCAAGUGCUGACCCCGCACGUCUACUGGGCCCAGCGGCAUCGUGAGGUGUAUCUGCGCGUGGAGCUGAGCGAUGUGCAGCAUCCUGACAUCAGCAUCACUGAAAAUGUCCUUCAUUUCAAAGCCCAUGGCCAUGGUGCCAAAGGAGACAAUGUAUAUGAAUUUCAUCUGGAAUUCCUAGAACCAGUGAAACCGCAGUUGACUCAUAAGCUGACCCAAAGGCAAGUGAAUCUCACAGUGCAGAAGAAAGAGAAUCAUUGGUGGGAGAGACUUACCAAACAAGAAAAACGCCCACUUUUUUUGGCCCCUGAUUUUGAUCGCUGGCUGGAUGAGUCUGAUGCAGAAAUGGAACUUAAAGCCAAGGAAGAAGAACGGAUAAACAAAAUCAGGAUGGAGUCCAGAGUUCCAAAUGACUCUUUUGCCAACCUGAAGAGAGGAUACCUGUUUAUGUAUAAUCUAGUUCAGUUCUUAGGAUUCUCCUGGAUCUUUGUCAACAUGACAGUGCGGCUGUUUAUCUUAGGAAAAGAUUCUUUCUAUGACACAUUCCACACCAUGGCUGACAUGAUGUAUUUCUGCCAGAUGCUGGCAGUUGUUGAAAUCAUCAAUGCCUUACUUAGAGUCACUCGGUCACCUGUGAUCCCCACCUUGAUCCAGUUCUUUGGCAGAAAUGUAAUUUUAUUUGUCGUCAUUGGCAGCUUGGAAGAAAUGCAAAGCAAAGCUGUGGUUUUCUUUGUAUUUUAUCUGUGGAGUGCCAUUGAGAUAUUCAGGUAUCCAUUCUACAUGCUUGCUUGCAUCGACAUAGAGUGGAAAUUACUCACAUGGAUCCGAUACUCUAUCUGGAUUCCUUUAUAUCCUCUGGGAUGUUUGGCAGAAGCUAUCUCGGUUAUCCAGUCUAUUCCAGUAUUCAGUGAGACCGGGAAAUUCAGCUUUAUGUUGCCAUAUCCACUGAACAUUACAGUCAAAUUUUCAUUCUUUCUUCAAAUCUAUCUUAUAAUGUUAUUUUUAGGACUGUUUGUAAAUUUCCGUCACCUUUAUAAACAACGAAGGCGGCGCUAUGGACCCAGAAAGAGAAAAACCAACUAAGAGAACAGCAAAUGGCUUACCAGAUUAAUCAUAAUCUUCAGUUCUUAAUGGUUUUGUCUACUAUGCCAAUACAAAGGCUUUUCUAAAGUUUAAUAAUUUUAAUUUUCAGUGAUUCCACAAUUGCAGGUAACAUUCCUCUACUUAUUGUACCACUUAACUACAGAACAUGCAUGACUGGCAACCCUCAUGUUCAGCCAACUAAACACAACUCCUAACUUUUACCAUCCUAAGAACAAUACAUAGUUCCUGCAUAUACUGUAUAGUGACUGAUGGCAGGAGGAUUCGCCCCAAUUUCUACUUCUAUCAGCCAGCCUACUACACUUACCGAGCACUUAAAGGCAGAACUUUGGGCUGUGCUUUUUCUUAGUGGAGAUUUCUCAUUUUCAACAGUGACUUAUAAGGAAAAGCAAGAUGGUACUGUACAGGAAAUGGAAAACUAGAGUUGGGGCUCAGAGACCAAAAAAAAAAAAAGCAUGAAUAUCUUAAGUUAUUUGUUGAGUUUUACUGUCAGGUCAAUCUUUUGAUAAUCAGUUUAAGCCCAGCCACUGAUAAACUUUUAUCUGAGCCAUAUUGGGGAUAGCCUCUGUGGUCUUAAAGCCUUUGCUGAACCUAUGUCUUACCUCUUAUUCCUGGUGGGCCACCCUUUGCAAUAGUUUUACUUGUGUGGGAGUUGGAUAGAGAGAGAAGUGCUUGAGAGAAUGACAGGAAAUCAACCCUGGAACCAUUCGCUGUCUCAUCUGUGGUGGCUAAAUGCAAGUAAACCUCUUUUUUGUUUGUUUUUUUCUUAAACUUCUGUUGAAGUUUAAAUAAUUUUAAAAAUCCAUGCCAUUAGCAUGAACAGUAAAUUUAAGGCAAUGCACAAGCAUAAGAUACUGGUCUAUCUGUGUUCCCUAUGUAGUCUACUCAUUGGCCUAUUUUUUUGGAAGGACCAUAGCUGCCUUCAUUCUACUGUAGUUACUGACUUUUCAUUUAAAAUGGUAGCCUGAUUGAGAAAACAAAGCUGGGAAUUUGGCAGUCUGCUAGCUGGUGUCAGUAAGAGAUUCUGGAAGGAAACAUCCAACAGCAGUAGAAGGAAUUUGAAAGAAAAAAGAUCACUUGUUUUAAAGAUGAAUAGGGUUUUCUCCAUUGCAUUUUGAGUACACCACCUAGAAAGUCUGUUAGAAGAAACAUUUGGAGAAAAGCAUUCAAGGCAUAAAUAGCCCUUUAAGCCUGUCAUGAAACACAAUCCAUUGUUCCUGUCCAGGGAUAACAAUAUAAUACAGGAACUGUAAGCCCAGGAUGGUUAUCUUGGCUUGAUAUCAAAACCUAAUUAGCAUAAGGAAAGCAUUUUUCCCCUCUUAAUUUAUUCCUUGGUAGGACAGUGUUUUGCAUGCCUGCAGCUUCUCAUCAACACUUCACUUGUUCAUACUGACUUCUGACAUGUUCUUUCAACUUGAGUUCUUAUGAAAUCAGGCAUUUCGGUUUUGCAGUCAAGUAGUCUGCACUCUCAAAGAAAAACCUUCUUUUCUUCGUGAUUGUCAUAGAUCUUAUACACUGUCUCUGAGGAGGCAAAAGAUGGUGGAUUUCUAUUAAAACAAAACAUUUACAGUCAAAA